AUACAAGUACUUAUUAACAUACUGUAAUGUACUGCAGUGACUUAAAGCAGUGUUGUUGCGUGCACAACUUCCGGUUUACUUAUUUACCCAGCAUUUUUGCGCCAAUGUCCAUCAACUCCGCAACGCUGUGGUUGCCAUCCCUUACUAGUUCUUGCAACUAAACACGAGCAACAAAGACCAGAGUAUUUCUGCGGAGUAUAAUCGUAUAAUCCACCGUGGCAAACAUGCAAUGCAAGGAUACAGUCGCGUUUAACCCAGUUUACCUGAGCGGCAAUCAGCGCUACGCUUUCUGGAUGGUUUAGCUUGCAUCCUCGCGCUAAUCCUAUAAAACAUGGAUUAAAUUCCUGUACAUGUAUUCUAACCCCUUAGCACCCAAGCAAUUACCAAACUUAAUAAGCUGUCACGGCAGAGAUUUUACCCGACGGACUUCUACAGUGUGUUAUCAGGUACAAACAGAUAUACGAGUUUAACGAGAACUCACUCUUUUGGGCUACAAAUCCGGCGUUGUGGAUAAGAAGACUUUCCUGCUCCCGUGGACUCAAGUGCAUGGCUAUGGGAUGAGAUUUUUCAAUCGGCUAUUCACACACUCCAGUGCAGCUUGGCUUUGGUUGGUAUGCAGUUAGUACAAAUUGGAUUAAUUUGAUUAUCAGCCGGAUACCAGGGCAAAAACACUGCCUACCCUAGAAUAGUAAAGCCUGUACAAAUCAGCGACAUAUCAACUUGUAUAUUGCCACUACUGCACAGCAGAGAUUGGAAUUUAAACUUUUCAGCUGCGGCAGAAUACAAUACCGCUAUCUGGUAAUCAGAUGGUCGUAAAAGAUAGGAAAUCUGUGCAAAAGAGCUGUUAAAUACAGUCGUAUUGUAUUUACCGAAAUCUGCACUAUAGUCGCAUCGGUGUUAUCACAGCUGCUCUCUAAAUCUGGAGCCGGGUAUGUUGUUGUAUUACCGAAUUUCUUUUCUUGAAUGGUGGAAUGUUUUGUGUUGUACCUGAACGAGCUAAAAUUUCGCCAGAAGCGUAAGCUUAAAAAAGAGUUCCCUGAAACCGGUUGUGACCUUGCAAUUCGCUUGCAUUUACGGUAAGGAAUCAUUUAUCCAUUUUGCCCUCAUUGUUUUGCUACAGAGAAACCGCAUUUAUUUGCAAAAGCCCCUGCGAUUUAAUUUUGGCUUCGAACGUACCUGAAUCUAUACUUAAUUAUGGAAACACAGAAUGUGGUUUUCCAAAAAGGUAAAUUUCCUAAACAAAAAAAAUAUGAGAUGUUGUAAGGCAUCUUAUCGUUGUUUGUAUGGCUUGUAGCCUGUAGCAAGUGUCCAAUACAAACAUAUUGUACAUGCUACAGCGUACCGUCCUACGGUACUUUACACACUUUUUUGGGGGUUAUCGUUAGUGUGUUUUUUAAAUACAUUCGGGUCCACAAAAGCACAAUAAUGUGUUCACGGUUCAGAUUUCAUAAAAAUUAAGUUUUAUGUUGUUUGCAAACUAGCUCUACAGUCACGAGCGAGGAUCUCUCGUUUCCGCGACAUCUCAAGGUGGGCACCAUCAUGGCCAUGAUCAUUCUCAUGACCACGGCCAUCACAGUCAUGAACACGAACAUGGCCAUACCCAUGAAAUCAUGGACAAUCCCGGCAGCUAUGAGCACCGUGAACCGUUGCGUCAUCGCACCAACUGGAAGGAGCGCGCAUUCACCGUGGGAAUAGGAGGGCCAGUAGGAUCUGGGAAAACUGCGUUGGUGCUAGCGUUAUGCCGAUACCUGCGCGAUUCCCACAACAUCUGUGUCGUGACAAACGAUAUUUUCACUCGGGAAGAUUGGGAAUUUUUAGUAAGAAAUAAGGCGCUGGAAGAAAAGCGGAUGAAAGCUGUCGAAACCGGAGGAUGUCCGCACGCUGCUAUUCGCGAAGACUAUUCCUUAAAUUUUCAAACUGUGAAAGACCUAACAAAAGAGUUCCAGCCGGAAAUAGUAUUCUUGGAGUCAGGCGGCGACAAUUUAGCGGCUAAUUUCAGCAGGGAAUUGGCGGAUUAUAUAAUCUACGUCAUCGAUGUGGCUGGCGGGGAUAAGAUUCCCCGGAAAGGCGGACCGGGCAUUACCCAAAGCGAUUUACUGGUAAUCAACAAAACAGACUUGGCGGAGGCAGUGGGAGCGAGUCUGGAUGUCAUGCGGCGGGAUGCGGAUGUGAUGCGCCAAAACGGUCCCACGAUAUUUGCGCAGGCUAAAAAUAUGGUCGGAGUCAAGGAAAUCGCAGACUGUAUUUUAACUGCAUACAAAGAUUCUGCCAACUGAUCACCGUGGAUCUUGCAAUGCAUGAUAUUUAUUUAAUAAGACACAAUUCUGUCCGGGUUUCAGGAGCAGUACUCGCAUAGUAUUAAUAUUAAUGUAUCUCAUCAUGCCGUUUUAAAACUUAAACUUUUUAAACUUAAACUAAACUUUUUAAACUUUUUUGCAUCCGAUGUACUUGUACUACACUAAAUACAGUAAUGGUUUCGCUGACCGGUAAAGGCGGCGUAAUGUUACUCUGGCGCUACCGAAAUGAUGUUUGAGGACAUCAUGCGAACAAAAACGUAUUGCUGUGA
Molecule: messenger RNA, 2566 nt
Organism: Paramacrobiotus metropolitanus
Lineage: Eukaryota; Metazoa; Tardigrada; Eutardigrada; Parachela; Macrobiotidae
Product: urease accessory protein UreG-like
Exons: 9
Coding region: 1611-2276 (221 amino acids)
Molecular function (GO): nickel cation binding; GTPase activity
Source: RefSeq, a predicted model, not a curated record